UUAGAAAAUGCAAGUUGACACGUGAUGGGGAAUCCCCGCAUCCCAUAAUACACUAUUGGCUCACUGCUAGAAGCGAAGGCGGAAGGAGAAUCAAGGAAAAAAAUGAAGAGAAAAAUCCCAUCAUUUUAGCAGAUCAGAUGGCAAACUCCAAAGAACUACAACCAGGAGGAGACAUUCUUUCUAUUUGUCGUGCUCUGGUGUUUAGAUUAGACGGACAGACCAAAGAAUGGCAUGAAACAGGAGGAACAUCUAAAAUAUGUUUAUUAAGGACACCUAUUGUUUAUCAGAUAGAAGGCCGUUUAGAGUCUACGGGACAGGUGACAAUCAAGGUAACAUUGGGACAAAAUAAUGAAUAUUCCAUGAUAGAUGAUGAYCCUAAUUGUUACAGACUGACCAUCAGUCCUCAAGAAUUGUACAUAUUUAGAAUUGCUGCAGAUAGCGACAGCAAAACAUUUUCAUUUUUACUGCAGAAUGUUUUACGGACAUUGAGAGAGAAACAAGAAAUGAGACCAGAGGAGGCUCCUUUAUCACCACGAGAGGCUUGGGUUGGAGAAGCAGCUCCACCUUCACCUCAUCAGCCAAUAUCAGAACAACUUCUUACAAGUAGUAAUCUAGGUAAUAGAAUUCCUUUGGCAUCAAUGCAUGCGAGUAGCAGGCACUUAGUAAAUCCACUAAAUCCUCCAAUAACAAGCAUAUCAAAAGUUAUGUCAUCAAGUACACCAAGUUUAAGUGAGAAAAGAACUGCACAGAAUCAGCAAACAAUAAGCACUUUAAAUACAUCAGCACUUAGACCAACAUAUUCACCAGAUCAGAGAUAUACGGCAGCUACAGCUGUAAGGAGAUCAGAUUUUGAAGCUCAAAUUGAAGCUUUAUGUGAACAGCUAUCUCGUGUAAUURGUGAGGGUGACGUGAAUGCAGCAUCGGAAAUUGUUACAAUCAUGGCUCAAGAACGAGUACCGCUGAGCAUCAAGAUGAAAAACCCUAAAGUCAUAGCUGUUGAGCAUGGAAAUGAAACCAUUGAGUUGAGAGUCGUAGUGGAAGACAGAGAAACGUCCGGAGGAGUAUUCGUUAUGAAAGUAUUCCCAAGCACUACAAUACAAACACUCCAAGAAGAGGUCGCCGAGAGGUUUGGCUUUCCUCCGAACGUACAAAAAUGGAUUAUUGGGAAAAUGAUGGCGCAACCGAAGCAAACGUUGGCCGAUUGCUACGUUAAAAAGGCAGGACACACUGCGUUUCUUUAUUUAAUUUCCGGUAAAAGUGCAGGCCUUACAAGAGGAGAACUUGAACGRUACGUAAAGAGAAACGAAGACAACAUUAUUUCCGCGCUAGGGCAACAGAGUCCUAAUGGCACAGUGGACAAUGUUGGCGUGACGUCUCUACGGGCGGUCACACCACAGUUGUCAAGGACAACAAGUAUGCCGAUGCUUCAUACCGCAGGAGUACCAAGAACUGAAGCAUUUGCGUCUCAUUCUGUCACUGUUGAACAGCCUACGAGAUCAUUAAACCAAAGCCAUCCUAUCAACCAAGGGGAAAGUCUAAACAGUAGAGAGCAAAGGAUUCUAGGUGCCUCAAAUAUAUCUGUAAUUCAAGAAGAACUUCGAAGAGCAGCAGCCAUGUCUUCUAUGAUGGAGGAUGAUGUAUUAAACCAGGGUCACAGUAUUCCUGUAGAAGAUACAGAAGAGCUACCGCCGGCGGGCUGGACGUGUAAAGCGUGUACUUACAUCAAUACACCAACCCGGCCGGGCUGUGAGGUUUGUGGAGGGGACAGACCAGAGGAUUAUGUUGUACCGGACAAUAUUGUGAUCAUGGAACAGGAGAGGAUCAGAAUCGCCGAGGAACGCAGACAACGGGAGCUUUUUGACCAGGAACAGGAGCAGGCUGUCGCACGUGAGAUGAACUUCCAACAGUUAGUACAAACAGCGCAACAAAAUCUUAUACAAAAUACCGAGGAGUUUGACUGCGCGAUUUGCUUCACGACAGUGUUACCGGGAGAGGGAGUGGUACUUAGAGAAUGUUUACACUGUUUUUGUAGGGAAUGUYUAAGGGAACACAUACGUAACUGUACCGAUCCRGAGGUCCAGUGUCCAUACCAAGAUGACAGAUUUGCUUGCCACUCUCUUAUUACAGCUCAGGAGAUUAAAUCUCUUUUAUCUCCUGAAGACUUCGAUAAAUUUCUCAACCGUAGCCUAGCAACAGCAGAAAGUCAAGCUGCAAACAGCUUCCACUGCAAAACACCUAAUUGUCCCGGAUGGUGUAUCUAUGAAGACAACUUGAACAUCUUUCAMUGUCCUGUCUGUGGUAAACAAAACUGCCUGACUUGUAAAGCACAACAUUUUCCUGAAAUGAACUGUAAAGAAUAUCAAGAUGACUUGAAGAGAAGAGCACAAAAUGACAAAGCAGCACAACAAACACAACAGUUUUUAGAAAACAUGAUYACUAAAGGUGAUGCCAUGAAAUGUCCGCAAUGCGAGAUUAUUCUUCUGAAGAAGGAUGGCUGUGAUUGGAUGAGGUGUAGCAUGUGUAGAUUGGAGAUUUGUUGGGCGACGCGGGGUCCUCGAUGGGGUCCACAGGGUGUUGGCGAUAUCUCUGGAGGCUGUAAAUGCAGAGUAGGAGGCAAGAAAUGUCACCCAAAGUGUCAGAACUGUCACUAGAAAUAGGUCUGCAAUAUAUGAUCUAACAAGUCAUGUGAUUGUAUAUAUAUUCCACUGCAUUUGAAGUAAUGAGACAAAACACCAUGACCACAAUAACAUAACAAGUGACAAUGUUCGACCAUGCUGAAAUAUUUUCAAGUGUAACAAGCACUCUGGACCCAAGAGCCCUAUCCUGAUUCUUACUGCGCAUGCUCGACAAAAUAAUAGAUGCUCACGUAAAUCCUUCAUCAUCGUCACCAUGGUUUYCCUCGUGUCUCGAGAUUAGCCUUGUAGCGCGUUUGCCUUGAAAACCGCUGUUCCAAUAAACGCUUGAAGUCUUUACUAUUAAUCAUUGACCUUGCAAGUGAUCAGAAAUGUGGGUACCUUGUUAGUACUGCGUGCGCUCGAUUUUAAAUUAUAAUUUUUUGUUUUUAUUUUUAAUAGUGCAAUGCACUAUUCAAUUAAAAACCCCGAUCCCCGGGAGAGGGUGGGGAAUUAACUUGGCGAGACCGGGGAUUUAACGCACAUUUACUAAUAAAGUUAAUGCACGGGUGUACAGGGUAUACGCGUUCAGCACUCUAACAAUUUUAACAGAAAAACAACUUCAAUAAUUUGAACAGUAAAUCUUUCCCCGGGGACCCGGGAAAAGUGCUGAAAAUCCAAUACUACAUGAAUGUUCAAUUCCCAGCCCUGUCCCGGGGGUCUGGGUGAGGGGGUUUCAAUGGACUACUUCGACGAUAAGGCGGCCAACUUAGUUCUCAUAUUAUUAUGGGGCGUCCGGGGGAAUUAAAGCCUUGUUACAGUAAUGGCGUCGAUUGAUAUUAACAGAAAAGAUAAUUUAAGACGGCACAUCAAUCACCCUAGCCAUAAAAGAAAGACAAACAUACAAAACUUUAUAUAUUUUCCGUCAUUUUCAUUUUGAUUUGCCCCCURGCAAGAUGGCGUCGUAUCAUCGAAGUAGUCCAUUGACUAGUGCACAACAAGACACCUUGACUUUUGUUUAUUGCACCAAUAGAUUGAAAUUUUCCAUAUUCAAUAUUAAUAGACAUCUUAAAAUUUGAUUCCCAAAUGGGUUUCUGUAACAUUCAAUUGUGUURGGGUAGUGCUACUUUACCCGUGAAUUAGUUAAUGUGCCAUAGUUAUUGUUUUCUUUUGUGCCGAUUUUUAUAUUAGACAUUGACUAGUAACUUUUGCUUCAUGCGUUAAGCAAAAUCACUCUWAUCAGUUAUAUCAUGACAUUGUAAAAACUAAAAUAGAGACCUCAUUAAAAACAUUUGUCCUUCA
This is a messenger RNA of Actinia tenebrosa (Australian red waratah sea anemone), 3914 nucleotides long. Its product is annotated as ranBP-type and C3HC4-type zinc finger-containing protein 1. Gene Ontology annotation, molecular function: ubiquitin binding; ubiquitin-protein transferase activity. The record is from RefSeq and is a predicted model, not a curated record. NCBI's taxonomy places the organism in Eukaryota, Metazoa, Cnidaria, Anthozoa, Actiniaria, Actiniidae. Gene Ontology annotation, cellular component: LUBAC complex. Gene Ontology annotation, biological process: proteasome-mediated ubiquitin-dependent protein catabolic process; protein linear polyubiquitination.